Messenger RNA from Coregonus sp. 'balchen', 12078 nucleotides. Lineage: Eukaryota; Metazoa; Chordata; Actinopteri; Salmoniformes; Salmonidae. The record is from the annotation of a GenBank genome assembly.
AUCCAGGAGGGGACCCAGUGCACUAAAUGUAAGAAUGAGUGGGCAUUAAAGACCUCGAUAGCACUGCUCUACGUGCUGUGUACUCUACUCACCAUCGCUGUGGCUGUCCUCGGGUAUAAAGGUAAGCAGGGACACCUCUUCAUGUUUAUCUAUCUGUCAGUCAAAGUGCAUGGGUGUGUCCCAAAUGGCACCCUAUUCCCUAUGUAGUGCACAACCUUUGACCAGGACCCAUAGGGAAUAAGGUGCCAAUUGGGACUUAGCCCAUGCUACUUUAUAGAGGUAGGGAGAGACAUAUUUUCAUGCGUGUGUAUCUAUCAUGCAUGCUACUUUAGAGACAUAGAAUGGAAAGUGUAUGUCACUGUGCAACCGUGGUGGCUAGCAUUGUUCAACCAAACCUGAUUAUGCCGAAACAUGUUGUUGCUUGACAUAUUUCACUAAAGUUGUGCGGUUCAUUGAGAAAGUGAGUGUCCAAACUGUGCGUGGGGUCCUUGUUCAUAUCCUGCCAGGAAAUAAGAUUGCAUUGGAGAGUGUGUGUGGGGGGACCAGGCUGUGUGUGUGUUGUGUGUGUGUGUGUGUGUGUGUUUGUGUGCCUAACGUCCCCAGUCACCCCUUUCGGUCUGCCCAAACAUGACAUGGAUGCUGUUGCACAAUGUUUCAUUGUUAUUAAUUAAGGCUAGUGGAAGAGUCAUGGAAACUCUGAGCGAUGCCACCGACUGUAAGAUCAUCACACUCUCUGAAACCAAAACAAGCCAUUUUCUCUCGAAAGUAACAUUUACACACAGUCAGCCGCCCCCUUUUCUGCGAAACCUCAGCACCGUUGUCUGUCCUCCCCCUUGCACCCUUACUGCACCCCUGCACACGUGCCCCCGUUCACCCUGUCUCCGUUUAUUUAACCAACACCCCCAAUCACACCUCCGGGAACCAACCCGGGGCUUUGUGGAGCUCUACUUCCUGCGUACCGAUUUUUCCAGCUUUGGGAAAACUGUCCCGCAACGGUCCGAAGGCCAAACUUAAGACUGUUCCUGUGAUAAUUGCGCUAACUAUUCCCAUAUGUGUACACAUGUGUUUUUUCCUAUUUACAACAUCUCAAAAUGACACCGGUUUAACAUCUCUCGUGGUUAUUGGGGAUUCUCGACUACAUUAAAAGUGAUGUCCUUUACACUCACACUUGAGUUCAGUCAGUCAGCAGUCAAUCCUCAUCCUUGUUCCCCACUGUAUAUUUUUAUGCAUCCCUAAUUUAGACCAGAUGAGCGGUGAACUCGGUGCCACUCUAGCAGAACCCACUGAAAUGUUUUUUUUUUUACUGGCGGAGCUGUAGUACUGGGCUGUCCAGGGAACCACAGCUCCACAGCCUAAACAUGCAUUCAGGUCCAGAUGGUUAUGUGGAGUGAGAUCCCAAUGCUCUAUUCACUUCACAUCUGUAUUCUGUACUGUAGAAUACAGUAUAUGAUGAACUGUGACCAGAUAUCUUAACACCGAGCUGACCCUGUGCUCUCUACUCUCAACCAUAACAAUGUCCUCGCUUCAUCUCUUUAUCUCUUUAUGGUGUGUAUGUGGUCUCCACUGAGAUAUAGAACCUCCGUGAUAUAGACUUUCCUUGCAGGCAAGACUAGGGCUACGUCCCAUAUGUCAACCUAUUCCCUAUAUAGUGCACUACUUUUCACCAGAGGGCUCUGGUCAAAAGUAGUGCACUAUAUAGGGAAUAGGGUGUCAUUUGAGACACGACCCAGUUUAUAUGAGGAUCAGAAAAAGGUGAAUAUGAGGAAGGAGAGGACACAGAGAGGGGAAGUGGAGGGUGUAGGGGGAGUCUCCCCACUCUUUGUCCUCACUCAGCACUCCUGCUGCAUUCAUUUCUUUUUCCCUCUCUUUCUUUUCCUCUGUUUCUCUCUGUGCUCAGGCUGUGUGCAUGGGAUCUGUCACUACAUUCUGGGCUAUAAUCAGAGCUUUAGCCAAAAUAAGCGAAGGUGUCAGGUUGUGUGUAUGUGUGUAUGCACGCAUGUGUGUGUGUGUGUGUGUGUGUGUGUGUGUGUGCAUGCGUUUGUGCGUGCGUGCUCGGUGCCUGCUCAGUGUGUGUGUGUGUGUGUGUGUUUUGUGUGUGAGGAAGGGAUGACACCCAUAAACCACAGCUGCAGCACAGCUGGCCUAUUACACGGGGCAUAGUAGAGCAUAGCUCUUGGCCAGAUAUUAUACAGUAUGUGUGUUUGUGUGUUUGUGUGUUUGUGUGUGUGUGUGUUAUAGAGAGAAACAAUGUACAGUAAAUGUAUGGUUUAAGGUGAAUGUGUAUUUUGUGCUCUGUGUGGUACAGUAGUGUAUGGUGUCUGGAAAUGUGUUUCAUUUAGUUUGCAGUGGAACAUUUCAUUCAGACUGGCCAUACCUAUCCAAUCUGAGGUAAAACUACUCUUUCAAUUGACAGGGAGUUUUUAUAGUUCAUAUGGCUUUCUCCAAACUGUCAUAGUUGUUUUUGUAUUUCGAGAGUAUUUUGGGUGGUUAGUCAUCUAUGAAGGUGAAAAUGUGAAACAUACAUCUGUCCACCAGGGUGAGAAGGCUAUAUCCCUAGUGGCAUUUGAUUUCCAUAUACAGGAGACUUGAUUUUCCCAAAAUAUUAGGACGUCUACUCUGUACGAAGCCAUUUUCCAUCAUAAUUAUAUGACUUCUCUCUGUUUCAAGUCUGGAGACUUUUCUUGGAAUGGUUGGCAAUGUUGUUUUGAUGUCUUGUUUCCUGCACUGGAAAGAGUGGGAUGCUGGGAGAAUGAGACAUUCAGUGAGUGUAUGUAGUAAACGCUUUCUCAAACAUGCGAAAGCAAUUACUUCUGAGUUUCACACUACUACACGUCUAUGACACCACCCAUACCAGGCACAUAUCCAGAAAGUGUCUCAGAGUAGGAAUGCUGAUCUAGGAUCAUCUUUACCUUAAAUCAUAAUGAAUAAGAGGGGUGGGGUGGGGUGGGGGGGGGGGGGGGGGGGGGACCUGAUCCUAGAUCAGCACUCCUACUCCUACAAGCGAUUCAGUCUACUCCCAUUUUAGUUUAGCCCAAUUACAGACGAACACAUGCAAGUCAUUCAAAGCAUGCAUGAAUUUCUGGGUUUCUAUUUUUGUAAGGCGUUUUUUUGCAUUGUUUGUUGACAAUGAGAAAAGUACACUCAUCCUUGGUGGUUUGAAGAAUGACUCAUUGUUGUUUCUCUGUCUCUCAUCUCUCAUUUCCAAGCUGUUGCCUUUCAUCCUCUCUGUCAUUGUCAGUUAGAUGUUCUAUCAGCACUCUACUUGUAUGUCAUGUAAAUGUACUUCCUUAAUUGGGUCGUUCCAUGAAAUGAGUGCCUUUUGUGAAUAGUUAUGCACGCUCAAAAAAUAUUUUCCAUCUUCAAAGUGGUAGGCAUGUUGUGUAAAUCAAAUUAUACAAACCCCCCAAAAAUCAAUUUUAGUUCUAGGUUGUAAGGCAACAAAAUAGGAAAAAUGCCAAGGGGGGUGAAUACUUUCGCAAGCCACUGUAUGUGAACUGAACUCUCAUUUUUAAUAUGGUCAAACUAUUCCUUUUUACAUUUUUUUUUCAAAAUAAACAUUGAAGCAGGUGAGCUGGUUCUACUCUUUUUGACCAUUUUGUGGUGUUUUGUGUUAGACAACUGAGCGUGUUGAGCAUAACACAUCAACCCUGUUACCCAUAGACAGGCUAGAAAUAUUUUAACAAUUUACACACAACAAGCUUCCAUUUCCCCUGAUUUAUGGCUGAUUUAAGAUGAAAUCGACAACCCUGUUAUGGUCAACCAUGUUACUUUAUUUGGCACUUAAUAGGCACAAAUUUUUUAUUUUACCUCUUAAGAUUGGAAAACAUGCAAUGCAGGAAAUGUUAAACUUAUAGGGCUCUAUUUUUGGCUGGUGUUAAGCCAGCACAAUUGUCAAACACACGCUUGUUUGCAAUUUCGACCUGUUAAAGCAGUCACUCUUCUAUUUUCAAACCAUAACGCCAGGAUUGGUAAUUUACCUCGUAAGGGACGGUAACAACACAUCUGCUACGCUGAUCCUCAAUUCGGGGGGCCCUCAGGGGUGCGUGCUCAGUCCCCUCCUGUACUCCCUGUUCACCCAUGACUGCAUGGCCAGGCACGACUCCAACACCAUCAUUAAGUUUGCCGACGACACAACAGUGGUAGGCCUGAUCACCGACAACAAUGAGACAGCCUAUAGGGAGGAGGUCAGAGACCUGGCCAUUACAUUUACAUUUACGUCAUUUAGCAGACGCUCUUAUCCAGAGCGACUUACAAAUUGGUGCAUUCACCUUAUAGCCAGUGGGAUAACCACUUAACAAUAUUAUUAUUAUAUUUUUUUGGGGGGGGGUGUGGGGUGGGGUAAGGGGGGGGGGGGGGGGGGUAUUGCUUAAAGAGGUGGGGUUUCAAGUGUCUCCGGUAGGUGGUGAGUGACUCCGCUGUCCUGGCGUCGUGAGGGAGCUUGUUCCACCAUUGGGAUGCCAGAGCAGCGAACAGUUUUGACUGGGCUGAGCGGGAACUGUGCUUCCGCAGGGGUAGGGGGGCCAGCAGGCCAGAGGUGGAUGAACGCAAUGCCCUCGUUUGGGUGUAGGGACUGAUCAGAGCCUGAAGGUACGGAGGUGCCGUUCCCCUCACAGCUCCGUAGGCAAGCACCAUGGUCUUGUAGCAGAUGCGAGCUUCAACUGGAAGCCAGUGGAGUGUGCGGAGGAGCGGGGUGACGUGAGAGAACUUGGGAAGGUUGAACACCAGACGGGCUGCGGCAUUCUGGAUGAGUUGUAGGGGUUUAAUGGCACAGGCAGGGAGCCCAGCCAACAGCGAGUUGCAAUAAUCCAGACGGGAGAUGACAAGUGCCUGGAUUAGGACCUGUGCCGCUUCCUGUGUAAGGCAGGGUCGUACUCUCCGAAUGUUGUAGAGCAUGAACCUACAGGAUCGGGUCACAGCCUUGAUGUUAGCGGAGAACGACAGGGUGUUGUCCAGGGUCACGCCAAGGCUCUUCGCACUUUGGGAGGAGGACACAACAGAGUUGUCAACCGUGAUGGCGAGAUCAUGGAACGGGCAGUCCUUCCCCGGGAGGAAGAGCAGCUCCGUCUUGCCGAGGUUCAGCUUGAGGUGGUGAUCCGUCAUCCACACUGAUAUGUCUGCCAGACAUGCAGAGAUGCGAUUCGCCACCUGGUUAUCAGAAGGGGGAAAGGAGAAGAUUAGUUGUGUGUCGUCUGCGUAGCAAUGAUAGGAGAGGCCAUGUGAGGAUAUGACAGAGCCAAGUGACUUGGUGUAUAGCGAGAAUAGGAGAGGGCCUAGAACUGAGCCCUGGGGGACACCAGUGGUGAGAGCACGUGGUGCGGAGACAGAUUCUCGCCACGCCACUUGGUAGGAGCGACCGGUCAGGUAGGACGCAAUCCAAGAGUGAGCCGCGCCGGAGAUGCCCAGCUCGGAGAGGGUGGAGAGGAGGAUCUGAUGGUUCACAGUAUCAAAGGCAGCAGACAGGUCUAGAAGGACAAGAGCAGAGGAGAGAGAGUUAGCUUUAGCAGUGCAGAGAGCCUCCGUGACACAGAGAAGAGCAGUCUCAGUUGAAUGACCAGUCUUGAAACCUGACUGGUUUGGAUCAAGAAGGUCAUUCUGAGAGAGAUAGCAAGAGAGUUGGCUAAAGACGGCACGCUCAAGAGUUUUGGAGAGAAAAGAAAGAAGGGAUACUGGUCUGUAGUUGUUGACAUCAGAGGGAUCGAGUGUUGGUUUUUUGAGAAGGGGUGCAACUCUCGCUCUCUUGAAGACGGAAGGGACAUAGCCAGCGGUCAAGGAUGAGUUGAUGAGCGAGGUGAGGUAAGGGAGAAGGUCACCGGAGAUGGUCUGGAGAAGAGAGGAGGGGAUGGGGUCAAGCGGGCAGGUUGUUGAGCGGCCGGCCGUCACAAGUCGCAAUAUUUUAUCUGGAGAGAGAGGGGAGAAAGAAGUCAAAGCAUUGAUCUUGGUGGCCAUGUGGUGCCAGGAUAACAACCUCUCCCUCAACGUGAUCAAGACAAAGGAGAUGAUUGUGGACUACAGGAAAAAAAAGAGGACUGAGCACACCCCCAUUCUCAUCGAAGGGGCUGUAGUGGAACAGGUUGAGAGCUUCAAGUUCCUUGGUGUCCACAUCACCAACAAACUAACAUGGUCCAAACACACCAAGACAGUCGUGAAGAGGCCACGACAAAGCCUAUUCCCCCUCAGGAGACUGAAAAGAUUUGGCAUGGGUCCUCAGAUUCUCAAAAAGUUCUACAGCUGCACCAUCGACAGCAUCCUGACUGGUUGCAUCACCGACUGGUAUGGCAACUGCUCGGCCUCUGACCGCAAGGCACUACAGAGGGUAGUGCGUAUGGCCCAGUACAUCACUGGGGCCAAGCUUCCUGCCAUCCAGGACCUCUAUACCAGGCGGUGUCAGAGGAAGGCCCUAAAAAUUGUCAAAGACUCCAGCCACCCUAGUCAUAGACAGUUCUCUUCUACCGCAGACUCCUGAACAGCUAUUCAUGGCAACCCGGACUAUUUGCAUUGUCCCCCCCCCCCCCCUUUACGCUGCUGCUACUCUGUUUAUUAUCUAUGCAUAGUCACUUUAACUCUACCCACAUGUACAUAUUACAUCAAUUUCCUCGACUAACCUCCCCUCCUGUCAAUGAAGGCUGUUUUUUUUGUCCUGCCCAAUGCAUUCGUCAAGUAGUCAAGACUAUCGAUAAAGGGUUUGGCUCAUGAGACCGCUUUGAAAUAAAUCUUAAUCACGAAAGCAUUAUUAAAAGAUCAUGUUUGGGAGCAGCAAAACAUUGAGCAGACAUUCCCUUUUUAUCUAUGUUGGCUAUUACAUUAUUUUAGCCAGCUCCUGUUAUUAUUUUGGAUGUGCGUAAAAACCCCUCCAUGUAGGCUAUAUGCCCAUCAUGGAACGAGAGAUGAGAUGAUCCGGGGACACUGGUACUUAGAAACAUUUAAGUUAUUUUCCUGUAACAAUUGCUUGUUUUCCAUUUCGUUUUAUUAAAGAACAAGCCCUUAUAGGCUACCCUUACACUACUAUAAUGAAAGCUGGUUCAACAGCAAUGGGUCUGGGUUCUUUCUUAUCCUGGCCAUGCAUUAGCUAAGUAACCUAUCCAUCAAAGGUUUCUAAAUGGUAUACUCGUGACGCUUUUGCCGACAUGCUUUUGCAUUAUUCACAAUUCACAUACGCCUACCUGCAGUGCAUACUCCAUUCGGCAUGUAUCCAUCCCCAUUUCCAAAGAGCUCCUCUUGUCCGGUUACUAAAGACAUGCUCCUCCAAACAUAUUUGAAUUAUUCAGUUCUAUAACAAUAUCAAAGGUAGGCCUAGGCUAUAUCUUGCUUAUUGAGAACGUGCCUCACAUACAAUGCAAUUUGCGGGAGCCUAUAAUUUUUUAUUUAAGGAGAAGUGUGAUGCAUAAAGGCGUUGAAGCUAAUUACAAUAAUGUUGACUGUCAACACUACAAAUGUAUUGAGCAAACACUGGAUUUUUUUUUUUUUACUGUUGCUAUCACUCGUUUCUUACUGUAGCCUAUGCAAUUUAAUUAACUGUAGUAUCAAACCACAAUGGACUAGGAUAGAAUAUUCCGUGCCCCUAGCUGAAUUGGAGUUCAUGACAAAGCAAAGACCGUCAAUAACCUACAGAACUUGAAACAAACACAUGCAGUAUUAAGCCAUGGAACGCCUUGAUUGGUCAGUGAGUGGCCAAGCCCUCGUCACACCUACACCUUGUUUAUUCAUCAAAACCCAGCCCUUUCAUUCCACAGUCAGUUACUGCGCUCAUAAUAACGGCUGUGAAAAUAGCAAAAAAAAAUCAGACACCCCCCGGACAUAUAGCGCUACCGCCAGCGCUUAAAUGUACUAUUGCGUUAGGUUUGUUAAAAUAGAGCCCAUAGUGCAUUUGAGGUUUAAAAAGUAUUCUGAAGUUUGUAAUUUACACUUUGAAAUUUCAGACUUGAUUUUCACUUACGAAAAAUGUAUCAACCCCUACAAAAUGUCCAUUAAUUAUAAUCCACAUAAUAAUUCACAGUUCCUGUUACUGCAGGCUUAUUUUCUUGCUGUAGCAAACUGGCUCAAGUUAAGAUGCUACAUCUGUACAGCUUGCCCAGAUAAACACACUCAAUCAUAACAGUGGGAUCUAUCUAUCCAUGUCCUCCAGUGCUCUCAGUCAGAAGGAGGAAUUGAGGUGGUGGUGCAUCUUCUCCUCGUGUCUUUAUGAUCUUUAUGAUGAUUCGGCCCUUGGUGGUCAGAAUAAAGUGAAUGAUGAUAUCCAUUUAAGGGUUGAGCUCGGUGGGGUCUUUGAGCCUGAUUAGUUGCUUGGUCUUUACCUGUUUUCUUAAGUGGAGGAUAGAAAUAACAGCUAGGGUACAGUUUUCACUGGUUGUAACCCCUGUGGUCUCCAGUUAGAUGGUUAGAGAUGGCUCCCUAGCCUGUGGAAGUGGUGGUGGUGGGGUGAUUCCAUGGAAUCCGAGACACAUUCCAGAGGAAAUGAAGGGUCCUGUCGCCUGUGGGGGAGUAAAGACCCUCCCUGACACAGCGUCUGUCUCCUUAGGUUACCCUUUGAUCCCCCUGUUUACUGAGGACCCCCCUCGGGUCGCUUCCUGUCCCCCAGGGUACCUCCAGUGUCUCUGUGCUACCCCUCUCCUCUCCAGACCCUACUCCUUCUGACCACCCACCCCCUCUGCACUCAUCUGCCAGUGUCUUCAGUGUCUCAUGCUCAGUCUUCAUGGACACACCCAGUCAUUGAGACAUUAUUGUGUAUUACAUGACCAUUUCCUAAUCCUAGCGCUUGUGAUUGCUGAGGCGACCAUUAUUACAUACCCACAAGACAUAUAGACAUCUUAUAUAUUGUGUCUGAGUGAGGUUUCAUAAUAAUUCUUUCUGAUCCCUUUUAUACAUGGUGUCUGUGGUUGCAGGCUAUUCUGCCCAUCCUUCUCAGACUGUUAAUAUUGUAUGGCGUCCACCACUGUGCUGAAGAGCCAACCCUGAACUGUGUUGUGUUGUUUGUGUUGCAGUGGUGCAAAAGGUUGAAAAUGUGUCCGAGGGUAUCGAGAGCUAUGGGGGGAAGAUCAUUGCAGUGGAAACAGACUUGAAAAAGCUAGGUGAGUUUCACCACUACCUGCCACAUAGUCACAGCUGUAUAGGGCAUAUACUAUAGCCAGUUGACCAUGCAGUAUCCUUUGUAACUUAAGCCUGUGCAUUGUGUUGAAUAAUAACAAUUAAGAGUUACUGUUUUGACAGACUUUGAUUGAAGUCUUUGAUUGAAGUCUUUGAUUGAAGAGUAACCACACCAACCAUCAAGUAACAAUUUCUUUCACACCAUGUCCCCAGAUGACCAGACUGGUGAGAAGUCGGAGAACACUACCACAGAGAUCCAGGCCUUUAAGAACAACAUCCGGGCUCUGCAGAGGCAGCUGUCCGAGGUGGCCGAGAGGAGCAGCAGUAACCGGGCGGCCCUGGGUCGUCUGCAGGAUGCUGGCCUGGACAUGCAGGGCAGCCAGGGCUCCAUACAGGGUCUGCUGGACGCCAACACGGCCACGCUGAGGUCCGUCAACGGCACCCUGCGGGCCUACGGCGGCACCAUGGAGGGUCUUCAGGAGGACACGGCUCGGCUGCAAACGGAGCUCCAAGAGCAGGUUCGGCAGCAGAGCCAGGCCCUGCUGAGCAUCGGGAAUCUUAACCUCACCCAGGCCCAACAGAGGGGCCUGAUCUCGGCUUUGCAGAGGUCUGUGGACGACACCAGCCAGGCCAUCCAGAAGAUCCGAAACGACUUCCAGAGCCUGGAGCAGACGGCCAGGCAGACGAAGUCGGACACUGAUUGGCUGAGGGAAAAGGUGCAGAACCUCCAGGUGCUGGCCUCCAACGCCUCUGCCCUGGCCAAGGCCAACAACGACAGCCUGGAGGACGUGGGAUCUCAGCUGGCCUCGCUGUCCGGUCAGCUCCAGAACACCUCCAGCCUGGCGGAGAACCACGACCAGACCCUCAGGGAGAUCAUGGACCAGCAGCGCGACCACGACAACCUCACCUCCUCUAAGUUCGACCAGCUGGAGAUACGCCUGGACGAGUCAGAGGGGAGCAUCGACCGUGUGACGGGCAAUAUCAGCUUUACUACCCAACUCCUGGGUGCCAUCAACCUCAACCUCAACGAGCUGCGCACCUGCGCCGAGACGGUGGGGCGCCACUCCGACUACCUGUCCGACCUGAACGCCACCGUGUCGGACGUGAGGUCGGACGCCACCACACUGAGGUCGCAGCAGGACGACCUGGCGGCCCGCCUGGACAAGGAGGUCACCAGCCUCUCCAUCAUCAUGGAGGAGAUGAAGCUGGUAGACAGCAAGCACUCACAGCUCAUCACCAACUUCACCAUCCUACAGGGUAAAUCAAAUGAAAUCACAUUUACAUGCGCCGAAUACAACUGGUGUAAUGCUUGCUUAUGAGCCCUUCCCAACGAUGGAGAGUUUAAAAAUAAAAUAGAAACACAAGAGGAAUAAAAUAAAUUACACAAGAAUGGAGCUAUAUAUACAGGGAGUACCAGAUCAAUGUGAGGUACGAGGUAUUUGAGGUAGAUAUGUACAAGAAGGCAGGGCAAAGUGACACACACACAAACACUCCUCUAUUACACUAGUAGCUUUUUAGUUGGUUUUUAGUUGGUUCACUCAAAAGUUGAAAACAGUACAGCGUUGAACAGACGCAGGUUUAUAUCAUUUUUAUUGUUUCUUGUUUCAGGUCCACCUGGUCCAAGAGGCCCGCGGGGAGACAAAGGACCCCAGGGAGGAGCCGGUCAGCCCGGUCAGAAGGGGGAGAAAGGGGAUACGGGUGGGCCUGGGGUGCAGGGGCUCCGUGGAGAGAAGGGAUCUCCAGGACCACCAGGAAUACCAGGGUUCAAAGGUCAGCCAGGCUCACGAGGGAAUCCAGGGUCAAAGGGCUCCCGAGGGUCAGGGGGCAGGGCAGGACCCCCGGGGGCGAAGGGUGAGCCAGGCACGGCUGGGCUCCCUGGGAGAGACGGACAGCCCGGUCCUCAGGGGCCACCAGGUCUGUCGGGAGACCGAGGACAGGUGGGGCCGGCUGGGGCACAGGGACCCAGGGGACCGGUGGGACCUGUGGGGGCCCCAGGGCCAUCUGGACUGCCAGGACUCCCUGCCCGAUCUGCAGCAGCAGUGCCUUUGGUCCCUUUCUCGAUGCAGAGUGAGGCACCCGCUCCUACUGUGUCGGCCCCAGGUGAUACUCAUUAGUUUUUAUACACCAUCGAUAUGUCUGUAUCACUCUGUCAACACCAACUAUGAUAGACAGGACAUUAGUUCUUUGUGAAAGUAUAACAAUAACCAUUCACUGCAGGUUGUCCUCAAGAGUGGGUUGGCUUCAGAGACAAAUGCUAUCACUUCUCCAAAGAGCUGCACAACUUUGACGAUGCAAAGAAAAGCUGUGAUGCCAAGACUGCGUCAAUGGUGAUCAUUAACGAUAUGGAUGAACAGGUAAGAAGAGUCAUCCUCAUAGGCCUUUCGGAAUCAAAAGCACAACUGUUCGAAUAGUCAUAAAAUGAGUGACAUUACUGACAUCAUGUUUCCUUGUUUUCUCUCAGAAAUGGCUGCAAAAGCAGACCUCUGGAAAGGGCUACUUCUGGAUGGGUCUGACAGACAGGGAGGAGGAGAAUGCAUGGCGCUGGCUGGAUGGAACCGAACCUGCCUUCUCGUAUGUAUAGCACCUCAGUGUCAAGGCUGAUGCUAGUCUUUCACAGCUGAGAUAAUCCCAUUAAUAUCAGUGCAAGACUAAAGGGGAAGUCACAGUAAUAAUAAUAAUAAUAUGCCAUUUAGCAGACGCUUUUAUCCAAAGCGACUUACAGUCAUGCGUGCAUACAUUUUUGUGUAUGGGUGGUCCCGGGGAUCGAACCCACUACCAUGGCGUUACAAGCGCCGUGCUCUACCAGCUGAGCUACAGAGGACCACAGUUACCUGCAUGUGUCUCAAGUUAGGUUUCAUCCCUCACUGUAUAGUGGGGAUUUCAGUGUGUGAGUGCCCUCUGCUGUGUGACUGUAGGCAGUGGAAGCCAGGACAGCCAGACAACUGGAGCCACGGGCACGAGAGAGGAGAGGACUGCGCUGGCCUCAUCCACGAGGGA